This is a messenger RNA of Astrephomene gubernaculifera, 3850 nucleotides long. NCBI's taxonomy places the organism in Eukaryota, Viridiplantae, Chlorophyta, Chlorophyceae, Chlamydomonadales, Astrephomenaceae. The record is from the annotation of a GenBank genome assembly.
GACCUCAGACUCCCGACGGGGGUAGGGGCGCUGUACCCUGACGCCGUUACCAAAGCAAAAUAACGUGUUAAUAUAAGACAAAUGGCUCACAUGAGACAGGGGUUCACGAAGUAUAGUACGUAGUAAGGCGACACAUAGCAGGAUAUUUGCUUUCAACGCACACCAAAAUAGACAUCCAAGAUGUUUUGCUGCGGGGCGCCCUCCCAGCAUCUUGGUUAGCCCUUACGCUUCGAAGGCGCAGAAGGCUGGCGUCAAUGAUUCCCAGUUCAACCUGAUAAGCUUGCUGGCGAUUCGACGCUUCUUCUUAUAUACGAAGGCGAAGCCUUACUACCGCGUCGGGCAUUGCUUCAAGGGAUAGCACAUAUGGUGGCGCUGGUGGCGCACGCCGCGCUGCCUUAGCAUGCCUGGGCACCUGUCGAUACUGGUUGCUACAUAAACGGUUUCUUUGUCGAGGUUGGAAGUUAAUUACAAUGUGGCAGCCACCACCAUCAAGCUUGCUACCCCAACGGAGACAGCUGGUGUCGACCUACCCGCAACUGGAGGCCUGGUCUGUUCGGCGUUGUCACUUCACUACGCUGCUGGUGUUGGUGCUGCUGUCCGUGGUCAGCAACACUGCUGUGGCCUCUGAUGGAGGCUGCACAUUUAUCCCAGGCUUCAUCGCUUCACCCGAUGUCGAGCAUAUGUACGACGACCUUGACUACAGGCCGGAUCUGGGCGUUGUGGACCUUGCUAACCUAUGCAGCAGCGACGACCGCUGCACAGGUUUUAACGAUAUUGGCUACGUAAAAAGCAUUGUCAUUCCAACAAGCCCUUCCCUGGGCACGUGCCUAUACGUACGCGUCUUCCCUCCCCCACCAUCGCCGCUGCCGCCUUCUCCAGCGCCCUUGAUGCCCCCGUCGCCGCCAUCUCCCCCUCCUUCUUCCCCACUGUUUCCACCGCCACCAUCUCCCUCGCCGUCUUCCCCUCUAUUUCCCCCACUGGCACCCCCUCUUUCUCCGCCAGCACCUGUGAGGUCAACACCACAGCCACGGCCUGAGUUCCCACCAAACCCACCGCCACAACCUCCAAAUCAAACACUAUCCUCACCGAAUCCUUCACUUCCUCCAUCGUACUUACCGCCAUCUCCUUACCCACCAGAAACAGCGGUGAUACCCACAAGUCACAACUCUCAUGGGCUAUCACGUAAAGCGAAGAUCCUAAUAAUAACUGGAGCCGUAUGUGGGCCUAUUAUUUUGCUUUAUAUAAUAGCAUUACUCAUUUUCUUGUUAUUAAUUUGCUGCGUGGACUAUGAAGAACGUCAUGCGGCACCCAGGGCACCUCCAGACCCACCAAAACCUUUGCCAGCACUCACUCAGCCAUCAGCCCCAUCACGAACCCCAGCAUCAUUGCAACAGCCACCUGCAGCACCACAAGGUGGAGCAGCGCGUUCAGUACCACAUCCAGAACUAGCACCACAGCAACCUCCAUCCCAGCUUCCGCCAACUCCUCAGACGACGGGGCUAUCUGCCACCCCUCAACUGUCUCCUGCCCCUUCAAGGCAAUCCACCCCGCAUCUUCCUCACCCACAGGCUGAAGUGCAGGCAGAACCUUCAGCCCCACAGUUGCCUUUAGUUCAGUCUUCGGCCCCGACACAACCCGCUAGUCGUCCACAGCCUAUUGCCCCUGCCCCACUGCCACAGCAGCCUACUGCCCCACCACUGCCGCUCCAAGCCCCUCCACAGCAGCCCUCUGCUCCUCUGCUUCAUCCCUCAGCUCCACAGCAGCCCUCUGCUCCUCUGCUUCAUCCCUCAGCUCCACAGCAGCCCUCUGCUCCUCUGCUUCAUCCCUCAGCUCCACAGCAGACGCCUCCUGCUGAACGAGUACAGCCUUCUGCUCCUCCUCUGCCUCCAUCAGCCCCGCCGCUGUUGCCAAGCCUUGCAUGGUCUUCCUCUCCCGCACAACCUUUAGACUCACGGCAACCUCCAACCGCUGCACAGCCGCCCACCCCUGCACAGCCUACACAGCCUGAAGCCCCAUCACAGCCUCCUGCUACUCCUCGACGCCCACAAACAUCUCCACAGUCUCAAGCCCCGCCACCCUCCCCUACUGUUGCAUGGGGUGAAACCUCUGUACGCCGUCCUACCGUCCCUCCACAUUCCCCUUCGCCACCAAACCUUAAUGCUGGUCCGUCGCAGCCUUCUGCUGCUGCACCACAACUACCGUCAGCUCAACCAUGGCUUCAGGUGGCCCCGGUACAGCAAGUCCCAGCAGUACGACCACAGCAGGACUCAAUUCGUGGGAGCCCAUUGAUUGGCCAGCCGUCGAUCAAUCCUGUAAACAUUUGUCUCAGGGAGUACACGCUUGAGGUUCUCAAGAAGGCGACCAACAAUUUUGCCUUAAAAAACAAGAUUGGUGAAGGCAGAUCCGGACCCGUGUAUCGCGGCUGCUUAGGACCCCAGAAGCAACCUGUAGCCAUCAAGAAGGUUGACCUGGAAAACUCCCAGGGCUGGUCCGAGUUCCUUGCCGAGGUGGACAUCUUAUCUGGUAGCCAUCACCCUCACAUCCUUAUGCUUCUCGGCACAUGCUCUGAUCAGGGCAUCUUGGUGUACGAGCUCAUGCCGGGAGGCAGCUUGGCUAGUUAUUUAAACGACAACAAGCGACCCAGCAGCCAGCAGCAGCGGCAGUCUGCGCCUCCAGCGGCUGCCUCUGCCACCUCAAGCAGGGCUGAGCUUCUGAGUUGGAGGGAUCGCGUGCGCAUCAUGUGGCAGGUCGCCUCCGCGCUAUACUUCCUGCACACCAGCAACCCGCCGAUUGUGCACAGGGACCUUAAACCUGAUAAUAUACUGUUGGACGAGCAUAAAGACGCAAAGCUGGGCGACGUGGGUCUAGCACGCGCCUUGAAGGAUCCAGGGAUCUCUGUGAACAUCACCGCAAACAUGGAAGGCACGUUGGGUUACAUCGAUCCCGAGUACCACCACACAGGCGCUUACGGGCCCCGCAGUGACAUUUAUGCACUUGGCAUGUGUAUGCUUCAAGUCCUCACAAACGCUUCGUCAUAUCAAGGUUUAGUGAAGCGCGUUCGCACCGCUCUAGCUCGGAACGACAAUGCCUUCCAAGAGAUGCUGAGCGCCAUGCAAGCGCCACUGGAAGAAACACAGGCCUUUGCUCGGCUGGCCCUGCGCUGCACCAAGCUGGUUGGCAGCCGGCGACCUUCCAUGCAGGAUAUCCUGGCAAAGCUUACCAGGCUUAAGGAGCAGACGGAGGCUCGUGAGGUCCCUGUCCACCCGCCAGAUGGCGGACAAGGGUCUCAGCAGGACACAGAAGCUGAGGAGCCACCGGAGCGCUUCCUAUGCCCCAUUACAUUGGAUGUCAUGAACGACCCGGUGGUUGCGUCCGAUGGGAACACGUACGAGCGCAUCGCCAUAGUGAAAUCAAUGGAGAGAGACACAAGAAGCCCAAUCACUCGUGCGCGGCUGGAUCCUACCAUCUUGAUCGUCAACAAUGGCCUGCGCAGCGAGAUCUUGGAGUGGAGGGAACGGAUGCAGCGACGGCAACAGCAGUAGCAGAGCUUGGCCUGCAACUACGUGAAUACCAUGUACAUACACCGUGGCGCCGUGCCAUUUGCGAUGCAUGUGGACAUGUUGGGGCUAAGGGAGUUCGGGGAAUGAAGGUUGAUGAAGUGUGACAUCUUCACUUCAUGCAGCAACAAUGACUCUGCCCUUGACUCUUUUUGCCGGGCAUUGCUAUCGAGUAAGAAGCAAUGGUUGAUAGCAGGGGUGCAGCAUCUGGGUGGGUUUCCUCAGGCUAUGUGCUGCUGAAGUUCUGCGGGACAAGCCUUCCGGGCGAUUGCUGUGCCGCAACUGUAACCCGG